This is a messenger RNA of Siniperca chuatsi (mandarin fish), 1580 nucleotides long. It is a transcript of the gene cplx4a, whose product is annotated as complexin 4a. The record is from RefSeq and is a predicted model, not a curated record. Gene Ontology annotation, molecular function: syntaxin binding. The transcript is spliced from 3 exons. Lineage: Eukaryota; Metazoa; Chordata; Actinopteri; Centrarchiformes; Sinipercidae. Gene Ontology annotation, cellular component: terminal bouton; SNARE complex. Gene Ontology annotation, biological process: neurotransmitter transport; regulation of neurotransmitter secretion; synaptic vesicle exocytosis. The coding region runs from base 178 to 657 and encodes 159 amino acids.
GCUUGUAGUCAGUGUGUCCUUGGCUCCAUAGUCAAGCAGCAGGUUAGCUAGAGAGCUACCACUGGAUUUGACAGCUAUAGGAAGGCGAACCGGAGGGCACCAUAAGGGGAGCAGCAUCAUUUUCAUCUACAAAACAAUAUUCUCAUCCUUGCAGAGUAAACAGUCACACAACUCAAGAUGGCUUUCUUGAUCAAGAGCAUGAUUGGGAACCCCCUGUCAGGAAUGGGUCUUGGUGGUGGAGGUGACAAAGAAGAGGAGGCCACCCCCUCAGAUCCAGCAAAGGCAGCAGGGAUGACACGGGAGGAGUAUGAAGAGUACCAAAAACAGGUGGUGGAGGAGAAGAUGGAGAGAGAUGCAGAUUUCUUACACAAGAAGGCAGAGAGGGCGACACUCAGGGUGUGCCUCAGAGAAAAAUACAGGCUGCCAAAGAGCGAGCAGGAUGAGAACAUGAUUGAGAUGGCCGGGGACGACGUGGACGUGCCUGAGGAGCUGCUCAAAAUGGUGGACGAGGACGCCACGGAGGAGGAGGGCAAGGACUCCCUCAUGGGCCAGUUUCAAAACUUGCAGAACAUGGACAUGGACCAGCUGAAGGAGAAGGCCUCGGCCACCGUCACCGAGCUGAAGAGCAAAGCAGAGGAGAAGUGCUCCGUCAUGUGAAUGGUCUGUGUUUUAAUAAUGAAGAGGAAGAGGAAGGGAGGAGAACACAAGAAAAUGAAUUUCAACACUUUCUGGGAAUGUGCAGUCUGGGAUUCAGUUACACUGUAAAUCGCCUACAAAGAACUCAAUUUUAUUAUACGCAGUAAAAAGGCAAAUCAUCUUUCUGUGAUAAAAAAUGAAGCCCAUCAUUACUGCUGCCAGUCUGCAUCUACUGAAGGAUAUACUGUAAAAGUUUCCCUGUUAGUUGUUCUGAAUGUGUAGUAAUUUACAACUUAUCAUGAAAAUACUUUAAAUGACAUCCCGGGUGCCCCAUCUCUCCCCCAUGAUUGUUUUCUUUAGAUAAAUUAUGUAGAAAAGUGAUUUUCCCAGCCAAGUAUUGCUUUUCACAUUUUUUUUCACUUUUCAUGGCCACAAUACAUUUAAAAAAAGAUGAUUAUUUGUGACAUAAUGUUCACUCUUUUCUCUGUUUGUUGUGAAAUGAGACAGUCAAGUCUACAUAUGUGUGAUUUUCAGUCAAACAAAUAACAAUAUACCAAGACUUGCUUAUAAAAAACCUUAUUUAAGUUAAAAAAUGAAAUCCUGUCUGAAUGUUUCAACUUCCCUUUUGGUUUGUUGGUUAUUCUAGAUUUUUUUUUGUAUGUGAUGUUUGAAUUAAUUAUGAUAUUUAGAUUUUUUCUUUCUGUGUAAUUACAAAGCAGACAAUCUUCAGAAGUCUUGACACAUUGAUUUACUUUGAAUUUCUCCACAUUCACAUUUUAACCAUAAUGAGCCUGAAACAUUUUCACAACUCAUGAUUUUAAAACACUGAAUGAUUUAUUCCAUAAAAAUAAAAAUAAUGUACAUAAACACUGAUGAAAUAUAUGGAGGUACUUUGAAAUGAGAAAAUAAAUGUAUUGUUCAAAUAAAGAUGUAUAUUGAAUACA